Raphanus sativus (radish) is the source of this 798-nucleotide messenger RNA. RefSeq names its product probable methyltransferase PMT26. Gene Ontology annotation, cellular component: cytoplasm; trans-Golgi network; endosome. The transcript is spliced from 3 exons. NCBI's taxonomy places the organism in Eukaryota, Viridiplantae, Streptophyta, Magnoliopsida, Brassicales, Brassicaceae. The coding region runs from base 143 to 595 and encodes 150 amino acids. Gene Ontology annotation, molecular function: methyltransferase activity. The record is from RefSeq and is a predicted model, not a curated record.
CUGGUUAUCGAGUUCCCAGACGGGAGUAUAUGGAAAAGCAGCACCAGAGGAUUUCACCGCUGAUUAUGAGCACUGGAAACGUGUAGUGACCAAAUCGUACCUUAAAGGUUUAGGAAUCAACUGGGGAACUGUUAGAAAUGUCAUGGACAUGAAAGCCGUUUAUGGAGGAUUUGCAGCGGCUCUAAGAGAAAUGAAAGUGUGGGUGAUGAAUGUGGUUCCGAUAGAUUCACCAGACACGCUAGCAAUAAUCUAUGAGCGAGGACUCUUCGGUAUCUACCACGAUUGGUGUGAAUCUUUCAGUACUUACCCGAGAUCAUACGAUCUUCUUCACGCCGACCAUCUUUUCUCCAAACUCAAACAAAGGUGCAAUCUGACGGCGGUUGUGGCGGAAGUGGAUAGGGUGUUGAGACCGGAAGGGAAACUGAUAGUGAGGGACGAUGCGGAGACGAUACAAGAAGUGGAAGCAAUGGUGAAAGCGAUGAAAUGGGAAGUGCGUAUGACUUUCUCAAAGGAAAAAGAAGGUUUGCUUUCUGUUCAGAAGUCAAUUUGGCGACCCAAAGAUGUAGAGACUCUCACUUAUGCUAUCGCGGAUUGAGUUAGAAGGAAAAAAAAAAAGACUCUUUUUGUACGUUAAACACACACAGUCUUGUAUUGUCGUAACUCCUCGUUAUCAUCGUCUCUCUUUUUCUUCUUUUAGGAAAUUUAAUUCGUUUAUUUUGUAGCGUCGAGUAUGAGUUGAGUCACUUGUUUGAGUAUUGCCACUUUUUCUCUUCGUCUAAGAUGAUGAACUUGAGUGAA